This is a messenger RNA of Alternaria rosae, 1193 nucleotides long. Its product is annotated as ras family-domain-containing protein. The transcript is spliced from 3 exons. The record is from RefSeq and is a predicted model, not a curated record. The coding region runs from base 421 to 1041 and encodes 206 amino acids. Gene Ontology annotation, cellular component: endosome; plasma membrane. Lineage: Eukaryota; Fungi; Ascomycota; Dothideomycetes; Pleosporales; Pleosporaceae. Gene Ontology annotation, biological process: protein localization to plasma membrane; regulation of exocytosis; protein secretion. Gene Ontology annotation, molecular function: GTP binding; GTPase activity.
AUGUCAACGCCAGCGCAUGACCGUGUCUCGUGUCCUGGUUCGUGAUGCCGGUAGUGACAGCCGAGUCAAGGCAGAGGCGCAGUUGCCACCAGGCCAGCCGCCUCUCGUCACUCGCGGACGACAGCAGUGACGGAGGUGGUGAAGCCCGUGCGGACUAUUGGCGCUAACGUCCAACGUUGGCCAGCACCUGUGAACUCGCUACCACGCCGUUUACUUCGCUGCCUGCUGUUAACCACACAGCCCCGUUCACCCCAAUACCGCCUGUUCCCACGUAUACUCUCUAUCAUCACAACGAGUCUAUCACCCGCAUUCUUCCGCAACCGCUCAACCACCGCCAGCUCCACCGCACACCCCAAACCGGCGGGCGCCAACUCCGCAACCACCUCCGCUCGAUAACGCAUACCACGACUCUAUAUCAAGAUGGCUGGCUCCAGGAAUUAUGACUUUCUCAUCAAACUACUCCUCAUAGGCGACUCCGGCGUAGGCAAAUCGUGCUGUCUGCUGCGCUUCAGUGAAGACUCGUUCACGCCCUCGUUCAUCACCACCAUCGGCAUCGACUUUAAGAUCCGUACCAUCGAGCUCGACGGCAAGCGCGUGAAGCUGCAGAUAUGGGAUACCGCCGGCCAAGAGCGCUUCCGGACCAUCACCACGGCGUACUACAGAGGUGCCAUGGGUAUCCUGCUAGUCUACGACGUUACGGAUGAAAGGAGCUUCAACAACAUCCGCACAUGGUUCUCCAACGUCGAGCAACACGCCACCGAAGGCGUCAACAAGAUCCUCAUCGGCAACAAGUGCGACUGGGAAGAGAAGCGCGCCGUCUCCACAGAACAGGGCCAGGCCCUCGCCGACGAACUCGGCAUCCCCUUCCUCGAGGUCUCGGCCAAGAGCAACAUCAACGUCGAUCAGGCGUUUUACAGCCUCGCCGGCGAUAUCAAGAAGCGUCUUAUCGAUACCGCUAGGACGGAUCAGACAGCUGCCCCCAAGGUCGAUGUUAGUGGGCAAGGUGACGGAAAUGCAGGUAUGGGCGGAAAGUGCUGCUAGAAAGAAGGAGUAGUUGUGGAAGGGAGGAAGUAAGAGGAGAUGGAUAUUUUGGACUGAGAUUGUCAGGCAUAUGCGGGGCAGUGGUUAGGCUAUGGAUGCGAGGGACAGACAUGCUACGGCUUUGAUCUGAUGGAAGCAAGAGCAAGCUUGGG